CGAGACUUGCAAUACAAGAACUCACUCUUCAUGAACAAGUUAUUCCUACACUACGAGGAGUUAUUGUAUGCGAUGAAUCAAGGUGACAUUGGAUGUGUUGAAACAUGCAUCAUUGCAUGGAUUCCUAUCCUGAAAGCUACAGGCAAACAUAAGUAUGCUACACACAUGACAAACUUCCUCCUCAAUGUGCACUAUGUCUACCCACUGGGCCUC
Molecule: messenger RNA, 213 nt
Organism: Suillus subalutaceus
Lineage: Eukaryota; Fungi; Basidiomycota; Agaricomycetes; Boletales; Suillaceae
Exons: 1
Source: RefSeq, a predicted model, not a curated record